Trifolium pratense (red clover) is the source of this 1662-nucleotide messenger RNA. Its product is annotated as calcium-binding mitochondrial carrier protein Aralar2. Gene Ontology annotation, biological process: transport. The transcript is spliced from 6 exons. Gene Ontology annotation, molecular function: transmembrane transporter activity. NCBI's taxonomy places the organism in Eukaryota, Viridiplantae, Streptophyta, Magnoliopsida, Fabales, Fabaceae. Bases 195 to 1418 code for a protein of 407 amino acids. The record is from RefSeq and is a predicted model, not a curated record.
GAAGGGAAAGCGUAAAAAAAAAAAAAUAUAGUAGAAGGUAACAGUUCGUCCCUGAACCUUCCUCCACCGCUACACCAUUUUCUUCCAUCGUUCUCAUUCCGGUGUACCCUCCACAAGAACUCUCGCUCAUCAUAACCCAGAGCUAAGCCACCGCGUAGGAACUAGGAACCACCCAUUUCAGAAUUAGUGUUUAAAUGGAGGACUUAUCAAGGAAUCAAAUUUUCGCUCUUCAUGGGAUUACUGGUACUGGGUCAAUUGCUUUAGCCACUGCUUUAACCUAUCCUCUUGACACUAUCAAAGUUCUUACUCAGGUUAUAGCUUUUUCAACUCUCAUAAUUAGCCACUACCAAUGUGAUUAUGCUUAUACCAAUCUUUUGUUUGUUGAUUCAAAGGUUGGUUCUAUUGCUGGUAAAGAAUUGAAUGCUAACCAGGUUGUUUUGAGAGUACUCUCUGUGUCAGGGAAUAAAGGUUUGUUCAGUGGUUUUGGGUGGUUGGCAUUUGGAAGGGUUUUUGGUACAGGAGCACGAUUUGGGGUUUAUGAAAUCCUGACAGCCUAUUGUAAAGAUGGUCGGGAAGAUAAUUAUGUCAGUGCUUCUGAGGCUCUUUUGGCUGGCAUGGUUGCUGGUGCCACAGAGACAUUCAUAAGCUCUCCAUUUGAACUCAUCAAGCUUCGUAUGCAAGUUGCCGCUGCUUCAUAUGUUCCAAGCUCUAACUUUGCUUUGGAAGAGGGGGCUCGCAAACCGCUAAUUGCAAGAUUACUCAAUGGCUGUUAUCCAGACAAGAGGUCUUUGAAUCAAUAUGUUGGUCUCAUGUCUACCCUAACAACCAAGAACACUAACAUAACAGGUGAUUUACUGGAGUAUCCCUGGGCAAUGACAGGAUCUGGGAGGCCACCGUCAGUUUGCAAUGUGAGAAGACCAUUAGACAUUAUAUCUUUGGAAGGAUGGAACACAUUGUGGAGAGGUCUCCGAUCUGGAAUUGUUCGAGAUUCUGUGUUUGGUGGUGUAUUUUUUUCGAGUUGGCAAUUUUUGCACCAAAUAAUGCUUGAUUGGAAGGCUGCAGGGAUGAAUCCUCAACCCAGGUUAAAUCAAGAUAUUCCUCCGUUGUCUCCUUUGGCUGUUACUCUUGCUGCUGGAUUUUCUGGUUCAGUUGCUGCUGCUGCUUCUCAUGGUUUUGAUACUGCUAGAAGUAGAUCACAAUGUACUGUGCUGCCAAAGUAUGUCUCAAUGGAGAGAAAGUUACUGAAAUGGAAACAACCAGGAAACAGGUUUCAAAGAUAUACUGGGAUCCAUCCUUCUGACAGGAAUAUCUUGUUCCGUGGUCUCGGUUUGCGGAUGGCUCGCUCUGGUGUUGCAUCAUUCAUGAUUGUAGGAAGUUAUUUAUUUGUUGUUGAUCAUCUUGCCUCUAGUUUGACAUAAUUGGCACAAAUUGAUACCUAAUUUUUGUUAGUAUUUAGUGUUUCUAUAUUUUCUCCUAGAGAAGAAGAGCACAUAAUUUUGGCUUGCCUCUUUGUACUAGUCAGUAAAGAGAAAAUAGAAAGGAGAUAAUACUUGAUUCUUACCACAUCUUAAUCUAUAUUGUUGUGAAAUCAAUACUCAGAUUGUAACUUAUAAAUAGACAGAGAAACUCUGCAUUUGAAUAACAAAGGAAUUAAUUGCUGAA